This is a messenger RNA of Spea bombifrons (plains spadefoot toad), 1873 nucleotides long. Its product is annotated as lateral signaling target protein 2 homolog. The record is from RefSeq and is a predicted model, not a curated record. Gene Ontology annotation, molecular function: metal ion binding. The transcript is spliced from 13 exons. Lineage: Eukaryota; Metazoa; Chordata; Amphibia; Anura; Pelobatidae. Bases 87 to 1793 code for a protein of 568 amino acids. Gene Ontology annotation, biological process: negative regulation of epidermal growth factor-activated receptor activity. Gene Ontology annotation, cellular component: early endosome membrane.
CUGGAAGUGGCUCAGAGUGACAGAAGUCAGGCAGCAGUCUGGACACAAAGCUGGCGGAGGCUACCGGGACAGUCCGGGCUUGUACCAUGUUGCCAUCUAUGGUCAGGAGGUGGCUCAACAGACCGAAGAAAUCUGAUCCACGUCUACUGGCGAGGUUCUUCUACAUAGACGAGGAAGUGAGUUCCACUGUACAUGAGCUGCAAUGCCUGGACCUGCGAAAAGAUGCUCAAAAUUAUCUGUUGCUGCUUUCUCAGUUGCAUAACACACAGGAGCAUAUGCUAAUUCUUCUAGAGCAAAUGUUAGAACAAACUGUACCCACACAGAGGCGGCAGAGAGAUUAUCACAUGAAGUUCCCUGAUGACCUUGUGACUGAUAAUAUGACCACUCACCUGCUGUUUGCAGCUGAGCUCAUGGUUGGAGGCACCUAUAUUGAAGUAGAAGAAACCGAGGGAGCAAUGCUUCGUCCCCUAGCACAGGAGCUACUGCGCAGUUUACAAGACCUACGUCGUGUAUUGAGGGAACAAAGUCUGGAGGAUCCUGGAAUAUUCCCGGAGUCGGCACAAAGAGCACUGCUUCAAUACGACAACUUAUGUGCAGAGUUUGAGUUUAGGUACAUGUCAUUGUUGGUGUCUGUGAGGACCCCAGAAGAAAUCUAUGAGCAGCAGGAGGUUGCUGUGCUUUUCUGUGAGACCGUUUCAAGGGCCCUACAGAAAGGAUACCUGACCCAAGAAAUGAUCGAUGACUGUGAACCAGAACUGAUGAUUUCCAUUCCGCGUCUGGCGAUUAUAAGUGGCUUGCUGAUUUACCCCGAUGGCCCAUUGAACCUACAGAAACGCCCAGAAGAGAUGUGUGAACUCUUCAGCCCUUUUUAUGCCCUACUGAAGAAAAUAAAAGAAAUACUUCUAACACUGACAGAGGAUGAACUGUUUUCCCUGGAGCGUGCUUUAUGUUCAGCUUCCUCUAAAGAUUCCUCUGUGCACCUGUCAUGUAUUUCUGACCAUCCUAUUGCAUGGAGCCAUCCAACUGAAGGCGGAAAACAGCCAGAAUAUGAACCCUCCUCGGUGGAGCUGUCUCCACAGUGUGAAUCUGUUACAGAAUCCCCCCAGUGCAGUUCUACCGCAGACAUUCCAAAUCAACGCUCUGUGUCGGCUACAUCAGUCAACUGCUGCUCACAGCCCGGUGUGUCCUCGUCAAGUGAAAAUACAACUUGGGUUGAUCAUAAGGUUGUGAUGGAACAUUGUGUUAUUGGCAAGACAACCGAGCAACUUCAUAAGCCGUAUGUCAGGAAAGUGGGAUUCCAGACGGUGCGCACGCGUUAUCGCAGUAACAGAGACAUGCUGCAUCGUCUAUUUGUGUGCAUCUCGGGUGUUGCUGACCAGCUACAGACCAACUUUGCGAGUGACCUGCGUGUUAUCCUGAAGACUGUGUUUGAAGCAGUCAGCUCCAAUCAGGGCCAUCAAGAAAGAACUGCAGAGGAUGGGUUGCGUCUACCUGGCUGUGCCCUAUGUCAGAAUCGGGAACAAAGCACCAGAGGAGUUAAUCCGGCAUCUCCAGAAUGGGUCCCAGAUAGCGCCUGUAACCAGUGUUCCUGUUGUUGUGCCCCCUUCACGCUGUUGCGCCGGAGGCAUCACUGUCGUAGCUGUGGCAAGAUAUUUUGUUCGCGUUGCUCGGCAUAUACAACGUCUCUGCCUCGCCUGCCCAAGACCCCUGUUCGGGUAUGCUCUCACUGCUUCCAUGUGCACUGCAACCUGCAGGCCAGGCGUGCGGAGGGGAGAUCACAAGGACAGGAGUGAUAUGACCAUGGUGCAGGCAGUGGUUUUUACAGACAUUUCAGAUAAUCCAAAGACUCCUUUGGCUGCUCUACACGUUUCAC